CAAAUUCAAACGGAGGGAAAGUGAGUGGGAAACGGAACGGAGACGACGCUAACUAGUUGAUCAGAAAAUCCCACUAGAAGCUUGUAUUCAGUAGAUCGCCACUGCUUCCCACCGAUCGCCUCCACCUUCAACUUUGCAAUCCACUCCCGCAACCAUGGGUUCCGAUGCGGAUAUGGAAGAUUAUGGUUUCGAGUAUUCGGACGAUGAGCCUGAAGAGCAGGACGUUGAUAUUGAAAAUCAAUACUACAACUCUAAAGGGUUGGUGGAAACGGACCCCGAAGGAGCUCUUGCAGGGUUUGCUGAGGUGGUACGCAUGGAACCCGAGAAGGCAGAGUGGGGCUUCAAGGCUCUCAAGCAAACUGUCAAGCUUUAUUAUAGACUGGGGAGGUAUAAAGAAAUGAUGGAUUCAUAUCGAGUGAUGCUUACAUACAUAAAAUCAGCAGUGACCCGUAAUUAUAGUGAAAAAUGUAUAAACAAUAUCAUGGAUUUUGUAUCUGGAUCAGCAAGUCAGAGUUUUGGUCUCUUGCAAGAAUUUUAUCAAACCACUUUGAAAGCCCUUGAAGAGGCAAAGAAUGAGAGGCUUUGGUUCAAAACUAAUUUAAAGCUUUGCAAGAUUUGGUUUGAUAUUGGUGAAUAUGGUCGCAUGAUUAAGAUUUUGAAGGAACUCCACAAGUCCUGUCAAAGAGAAGAUGGUACAGAUGAUCAAAAGAAAGGAAGUCAACUUCUGGAAGUGUAUGCCAUUGAGAUUCAAAUGUAUACUGAGACUAAAAAUAACAAAAAGCUCAAGCAAUUAUACCAGAAAGCUCUUGCCAUCAAGUCAGCAAUACCCCAUCCACGAAUUAUGGGAAUAAUUAGGGAGUGUGGAGGAAAGAUGCACAUGGCAGAACGUCAAUGGCCAGAAGCAGCGACUGAUUUCUUUGAGGCUUUUAAGAAUUAUGAUGAAGCUGGGAACCAGAGGCGUAUCCAGUGCCUGAAAUAUCUAGUUUUGGCUAAUAUGCUGAUGGAAUCCGAAGUCAAUCCAUUCGAUGGUCAAGAGGCAAAGCCGUAUAAAAAUGACCAGAUUUUGGCAAUGACUAAUCUUAUUGCAGCAUACCAAAGGAAUGAGAUACUUGAGUUCGAGAAGAUUCUCAAGAGCAAUAGAAAGACAAUAAUGGAUGAUCCAUUCAUUCGAAAUUACAUUGAAGAUCUGUUGAAGAAUGUCAGAACCCAAGUGUUACUUAAACUUAUCAAGCCUUACACAAGAAUCCGGAUUCCAUUUAUAUCAAAGGAACUCAAUGUACCGGAGAAAGAUGUUGAACAAUUAUUAGUUUCACUAAUCCUGGAUAAUCGCAUUGAUGGUCACAUUGAUCAAGUCAACAGACUUUUGGAGCGUGGUGACAGGUCAAAGGGAAUGAAGAAGUAUACUGCCAUAGAUAAAUGGAACACUCAGUUGAAAUCCCUCUUUCAAACUGUCAGCAACCGAGUAUAUUGAUUCUUAUUGCACAACCUAAUUGUUGUUUCAUUUACAACUUCACGGAGUGUUGAGGGAUCUCCCGAGUCUAAUUUUUUUUAUGUUAAAUUCUACGCCUUGUCUGUUUAAAAGCACAAUGUGAAAUGACACUGUAAACCCAACUGUUCUUUGGAAGCUCUAUCGGAUAUCCCCAGUUGCCUGGAAACGGCUACACAUUAUCAUAAAAAACCAUCCAGGUAAAGUCAUGUAUAUAAAAUUAAACCUAUUUUAUAGGAUAAGAAGGGGUCCGUUUGCAAGUCUAGAUGUAAUGAUUAAGGACGGUGGAAAUGUUAUAGACUUAGAAAUGUUCUUGAGGGAUAAACAACUUGAUUUCAUAUACGGUAUUCGAGAGCUUCUUGAAACAAUAGGGCCGUAA
Cucumis sativus (cucumber) is the source of this 1865-nucleotide messenger RNA. RefSeq names its product COP9 signalosome complex subunit 2-like. The record is from RefSeq and is a predicted model, not a curated record. NCBI's taxonomy places the organism in Eukaryota, Viridiplantae, Streptophyta, Magnoliopsida, Cucurbitales, Cucurbitaceae. Gene Ontology annotation, cellular component: COP9 signalosome. Gene Ontology annotation, biological process: protein deneddylation.